AUGGCGACGAGCGAAUGUGUGGCCGUCAAUCUCAUUCUUCAAAUGUACGGUGAUUGGACAGAACUACUGGAAGUUCGUAUUAUUUAUUCCUGCAUCUACACACUCAUAUUUGUGUGUGGAGUAAUUGGUAAUGGUCUACUAAUCAGCAGUAUCAUACUUCGUAAACGACUAACGGUCGCCAAUGUGUUUUUAACAAAUUUAGCUGUUUCGGAUCUUAUCUUAUGCAUAACAUCGGUUCCAAUCACACCUGCUCUAGCAUUUAUGAAAAGAUGGACUUUUGGAAUACUGUUGUGUAGAGUUGUUCCAGCAAGCCAAGCUCUUUCCGUUUUAAUUUCGUCUUGGUCUUUGUGUUUUAUUGCUGUAGACAGGUAUAGAAGUAUUGUAACCCCGUUACAGGAACCAUGGAAUUUGAAACGAGCACGAACAAUAUUAGCUGCCGUUUGGGGUUUAGCUAGUGUUGCUACAUAUCCAUUAUUUCAAGCCCAGUCACUAAAAACUCUCACAAUGGGGAUGGGAACAGAGAAUAUAACUUUAUGUGGAGAGUUCUGUGGAGAGUUUAAUUGGGAAGAAUACGAAGGAAGCAUGAAAGUUAUGUAUGGAAUUGCUCUCUUACUUCUACAACUUUUAAUUCCUUCCAUAAUUAUGUCAUUCUGCUAUUGGAAAAUUUUGCAAAAGGUACGAGCUGAUUGGAUUGUUGAAGAAGGCAGUAUGCUAACUGCUGCACAACAAGCACAAACGUCAGUUCGAAAACGAAGAGUCAUGUAUGUCCUAAUUCUGAUGGUUGUAGUUUUCAUGGCAUGUUGGCUGCCUCUUUCAGCUGUUAACCUCAUCAAAGACUUAGGAAUUCCAGUUAUAUUGGAACAAAUGUAUUUUAAACUUUUAAAUGCACAUGUAAUUGCAAUGACCUCCAUCUUGUGGAACCCUCUUUUGUACUUCUGGAUGAGCAAACGACAUCGUAGAGCUUUGAAAGAUGAUAUGACAUGGUUAACUAAUGCUCGUCGUCAUACAAAUGUUGGUGUUCUUUCUCGAUUUGCUCCAUCACCAUCUGUGUCUGUUAUUUAUCGUCGAACUCUCGAAAGGCAUUUAGGUGUUAAUAAUUUCCGACGUGGUACGUUGGCCGAUCCAACUUGUAUGUCACGAGAACGAGCACCUGAUCUCCAUUCGAACUGCUUCUUGUUGGUGCCAUUAAUGCCUUUAUGUCAAAAUGUUUCUCGAAAAAACAGUCAUCUCUCCAUUGAUCCGGAAAGUCAUAGAAGACUGGUUUUAACUCCAAGUCGUCGACCCAGCAGUACAAAUACCAAUACAACACGAGAUUGGUGA
Messenger RNA from Auanema sp. JU1783, 1320 nucleotides. Lineage: Eukaryota; Metazoa; Nematoda; Chromadorea; Rhabditida; Rhabditidae. The record is from the annotation of a GenBank genome assembly.